GAAGGAAAAAAGAAAAGAAAAGAAAAGAAAAGAAAAGAAAAGAAAAGAAAAGAAAAGGAAAAAGAAAAAGAAAAGAAAAGAAAAGAAAAGAAAAGAAAAGAAAAGAAAAGAAAAGAAAAG
This is a messenger RNA of Haemorhous mexicanus (house finch), 120 nucleotides long. Its product is annotated as phosphatidylinositol transfer protein 3-like. NCBI's taxonomy places the organism in Eukaryota, Metazoa, Chordata, Aves, Passeriformes, Fringillidae. The transcript is spliced from 2 exons. The annotation marks the transcript as partial. The record is from RefSeq and is a predicted model, not a curated record.